UUUGAUGUCGGGGGUCAACGGUCGGAAAUGCGGAAAUGGCUUCACUUCUUCGAAGACUUGGGCGUCAUUGCUUUCUUUGUUGCUCUCAGUGAUUAUGACCAGGUCCUGGAAUGGCUGAAUCGGUGGCUCUCGAUAUGUAACUCCAGAUGGCUCUCCAAUUCUUGCUGGAUCCAAUACCCCAAUAAGAUUGAUCUCUUGGCGGACAAAAUCGAUUCAAAACCUCUUGGUUUAUACGUGAAGGACUACCGCGGACGCGAAGGGUAUGUGGGCGCCUGUGCUUAUUUUCGGAAGCUGGUUGUAUCUAUCGAUCCCCGAACAAACGCCCCGAUCAGUUGCAGGCUGAAAACUGACGGUUGA
This is a messenger RNA of Cantharellus anzutake, 357 nucleotides long. RefSeq names its product guanine nucleotide binding protein, alpha subunit. The annotation marks the transcript as partial. Gene Ontology annotation, biological process: adenylate cyclase-modulating G protein-coupled receptor signaling pathway. The record is from RefSeq and is a predicted model, not a curated record. NCBI's taxonomy places the organism in Eukaryota, Fungi, Basidiomycota, Agaricomycetes, Cantharellales, Hydnaceae. Gene Ontology annotation, cellular component: heterotrimeric G-protein complex. The transcript is spliced from 3 exons. Gene Ontology annotation, molecular function: G protein-coupled receptor binding; guanyl nucleotide binding; GTPase activity.